Molecule: messenger RNA, 3345 nt
Organism: Psylliodes chrysocephalus
Lineage: Eukaryota; Metazoa; Arthropoda; Insecta; Coleoptera; Chrysomelidae
Source: the annotation of a GenBank genome assembly
UGAACGGACCAUUAGUGACAUCCAAGAGUAGUCACAUCAGGUAUAAUAGAAAAAUUCCAACAAACAAGUCAAACAACUGAAAAAUGGCCGAAGACUCAAAUUUACCUAUCUCGGAAAAUCUGAAUACAAAAAAUGGAAAUUUUAUUUGUGGUGUGGUGGAAGGCUUCUAUGGUAGACCCUGGACAACGGAACAAAGAAAAGAUUUGUUUCAAAAAAUGAAGAAAUGGGGAAUGAACUCCUAUGUCUAUGCACCAAAAGAUGACUACAAGCAUAGAGCUUACUGGAGGGAAUUAUACACUGUAGAAGAAGCUGAACAUCUGACUGGUUUAAUCCAAGCAGCAAAAGAUCAAAACAUAAUGUUUUAUUAUGCUUUAUCUCCUGGUUUAGAUAUAACCUAUAGUAGUUCCAAAGAGAUAGCAACUUUAAAGAGAAAACUAGAACAAGUUUCACAGUUUGGAUGUAAUGCGUUUGCAUUAUUGUUUGAUGACAUUGAAUCUGAAAUGUCUGAAGCUGACAAAGAAAUUUUCCAAUCCUUUGCCCAAGCACAAGUUUCCAUUACUAAUGACUGUUACCAACAUUUAGGUCAACCAAAAUUUUUAGUUUGUCCAACUCAAUAUUGUUCAACUAGAGCAGUGCCUAAUGUAACUAAUUCUGAAUACUUGAAUACUUUAGGAUCCAAACUAGCACAAGAAAUUAAUAUUAUGUGGACGGGACAAAAAGUAAUAUCUAGGAUACUAACGAAGGAGAAUAUUCAGGAAUUCACUGAAGUUUUACGUCGACCACCUGUUAUUUGGGAUAAUUUGCAUGCCAAUGACUAUGACCAAAAGAGAGUAUUUUUGGGUCCCUACUCAGGAAGAUCACCUGACCUCAUUCCGAAAUUAAGAGGUGUCCUAACCAAUCCUAAUUGUGAAUAUGGGGCCAAUUUUGUAGCAAUUCAUACUUUAGCACAAUGGUCUAGGUGUAAUGUUGAUGCUCAAAGAGAUCCCUCCAUAAAUGAUACUGUAUCUGCUGAUAUCAAGUUGGAGACUGAGACUGAAGAUGGCCUAUCCGGCGAAGAUGUACCAUCUACAUUAUCUCCAAAUAUGUAUCAUCCACGACAAGCUUUAAAAAAUGCCAUAAAUGAAUGGUUACCUGAAUUUUCCAAGCACAAGUCUGCCUGGGGGCCAAUAGUAAAGCCCCAACCGGCAGUUGCUGUUGUUCCUGUACCUAUUAUUCCUUCUAUAAAUACUUGUAUGAGCCUAACAGCAAGUACUACAACUUGUUCUACCACUACGGCUGUGGUAAAUUCAAAUCAAUUACAGGCUUUAGCAGAAGUUUGUAGCACGGUUUCUUCUUGUAGUGAUAGUUCCCUAAACCCAGUUCCAGGUCCUGUAAUGAACUCCCUUGUAUCUGCUACAAAAGUCAUCUGUAACGAAUCUAUACCUAAUCCCAUCACUACCAUUCCGAUUCCUGUUCCCAUUGCCCAUGCCGAAAACAAAACUGUCACUAUGCUUAGUGGGACAAUAAUUAAACCCGAGAAACACAAAUUGGCUCAAUCUGAAGUCGGACAGAUCCAAAAUAGGAAUCUCAUUAAGGACAAGGAGGAAACUACAAUGAACACAGAUACUAGCUUAAGUAAUGAGUCGAGUUUGAGUCCUUCUGAACCAAUGGAUUGCAACAGUACCCCUAACAUAUCACCUGCUCAUGGUAAUAAAUGUGCUAAUGGAUCAAACGAAGAUGUAGCCAUGAGUGAAAAUUCUACAUCCAGUGGUAGUAUGCAAGUAGAUCCUAAUCAGAUGGUCAUAGAAAACAACAGUGAAAAUGAAAGCAAACAACAACAGCUCACUUCCGAUGAUUUAGCCUUAUUAUGCGAUUUAUUCUAUUUACCUUUUGAACAUGGCGGACAAGCAUUACAAUUACUUCAAGAAUUUAAUUGGUUGAAAUCUAAUGCGCACCUGGUAAUAAUUGCUAACCAGAAAAAAGACCAAUCCAGUCCAGAGGUUCAAGAAUGGUUUUCAAGAGCUGAAAAACUGAACGAAAUAUCACAAGCAAUGAAUGCAUUAUUUAAACAUAUUUCAAGUUGUAAUAACAGAGAAGCUGUUUAUGAUUUGUAUGCUUAUAUUUGGGACAUGAGAGGAGUGGUUUCUUUGCUUAAUUCAUACGUCAAGUGGUUAGCUGGCGGUCAUUUUCCUCCAUCGAUGCCUUCGUACACCCAGGGGACUUAUACAUGGUUCUCCAAAGGAUGGAAAGAGACCUUUAUGAGCGGAGAACAAGAACCAUGGGUAUUCAGGGGAGGCCUGACUGCAGAUUUACAGCGACUUGUUCCCGUUGAUUCUGGUAAUGACCUCUUCAUGUAUAAAGUUCCCGAUGUCCCUACCAGCAAAGUGUUCACCAUUCGACCUUAUCUUCCAACAGACGAGCAAGUAGUUUAUGAUGUUUGCAUUCGUACUUGCAAAGAUGGACUUGAAGAUCCCAUACCCUAUCCUGAAAAUCUCAAGGAUCUUCAUGCGGAUCGACUCAUAGGACCUUACAUUACUCUCAAUCCUGAAUUCUGUUUCGUUGUUGAAGAUGAUUCAGGCAUCGUCGGAUAUGCCUUUGCAGCACCGGACUACAAAAAGUUUAGGGUAAAACAAGAAUUAGCUUGGAUACCUGAUAUGUGUGAAAAAUAUCCUGCAGAUUGUGCCAAGGAACUUCAUAAGUUUGUUCAAGAAUCUGUUUUGCAUUUCCAUAAUUUCAAAGAUGAUAUGUACAUUAGCAGUCCUUCUCAUCCUUCUAGUAUGGUUUGUAGCUUACUGCCUUCUGUUUUGGAUCAGUCAGUUAGUAAACGACUUGUUACAUGUUUAUUGGCAUCGUUAAGAGCAAAUGGAUCUUUUGGUGUUCAUGUUAUAAUGAACACAUCGGAUAGUUAUACUCACGCUUUUUAUGGGAAGUUGGGAUUUAUCGAAAACACACAAGAAGUAAUCAAAGGAAAAAUUGUGAUGGGUAGAACGUUUUGAGAAGUAUUUUCUUCGAGAUGUUCCUGGACUGAUUUGACAGUGAGAGCUGGUCUUUCUUCACAAUUGUUAUUUUAUUUAUAUAAAACUAUUCUAUUUGUAAAAAAUAAUGAAAUUUGUUUUGUGAUUUUUAGUAUUAUAUACUCCCAAGUUAUAUAUUUUGGUAACAAUUUAUUUCAUCAAAUUUUUUUUAUUGUACUAUAAUUUAUGAUUAAGAAAUAAAAAAAGACUCAUUUCAUUUCAUUUUUUUUACAGCGUUGUAUCGUUUAAAGAUUUUAAACUCAUCAGUUUCUUCUGAAUAUCCAUCAUCUGAAAAAAAAAAAACUUUAUUAUUGUAUUUUUGUAAUAAUCUCAAUACAUUUUAAUUUAGGAC